Notothenia coriiceps (black rockcod) is the source of this 2203-nucleotide messenger RNA. RefSeq names its product v-myb avian myeloblastosis viral oncogene homolog (gene myb). Lineage: Eukaryota; Metazoa; Chordata; Actinopteri; Perciformes; Nototheniidae. Gene Ontology annotation, biological process: regulation of DNA-templated transcription. Gene Ontology annotation, cellular component: nucleus. Bases 85 to 1869 code for a protein of 594 amino acids. The transcript has 15 exons. The record is from RefSeq and is a predicted model, not a curated record. Gene Ontology annotation, molecular function: RNA polymerase II cis-regulatory region sequence-specific DNA binding; DNA-binding transcription factor activity, RNA polymerase II-specific.
UGCCUCUGCCAGUAGAUCAAAACCAGCAGAGAUAGCGAAAGUACGUGCUCAGCGCAACCUGAGAGCCGCUCUACACAUAUUAACAUGGCUCGGCGGCCGAGAAACAGUGUUUACAGUAGCGAGGAGGAUGAGGAGGAGAACGAGAUGUAUGAACAUGAUUAUGAUGGAGCGCUGGCCAAGGCAGGGAAACGCCACCUCGGCAAAACACGUUGGACACGAGAAGAGGAUGAGAAGUUAAAGAAACUUGCCGAACUUCACGGGUCAGAAGACUGGAAACUCAUUGCAAGCUUACUAACUAAUCGGUCAGAUGUGCAGUGUCAGCACAGGUGGCAGAAGGUUCUGAACCCAGAGCUCAUCAAAGGGCCUUGGACCAAAGAGGAGGACCAGAGGGUGAUCGAGCUGGUGCAGAAGUACGGAGCCAAGCGCUGGUCGGUCAUCGCCAAGCAUCUGAAGGGGCGCAUCGGCAAGCAAUGCCGCGAGCGCUGGCACAACCACCUCAACCCGGAGGUGAAGAAGACCUCGUGGACCGAGGAAGAGGACCGGAUCAUCUACCAGGCCCACGAGAAGCUGGGAAACCGCUGGGCCGAAAUCGCUAAGCUGCUCCCCGGCAGGACUGACAACGCUAUAAAGAACCACUGGAACUCCACCAUGAGGAGGAAGGUGGAGCAGGAGGGCUAUCUGCAGCUAACGGCAAAAAACGGCAACUCAUCGCUCUCCAUCAGCCACGGCUACGUCAAGAACAGCAAUCACAUCAUGGGCUACCCCCACCACUCGCCCGCUCACACGCAGAUGUCUCCACUGUCGCAACUCUACUACAUCUCCGACACACACAGGGUACCGUUCCAGAUGACGCUGCCUUUUAACAUCCGGAACAUGCCCCAGCAUGGAACUGCUGCUAUACAGAGACACUAUAACGAGGAGGACCCCGAGAAGGAGCAGAGGGUGAAGGAGAUCGAGAUGCUGCUCAUGUCAACAGAAGAUGAGCUGAGAGGGAAGCCAUCACUAUCAAUGAAUUUGUCCUAUCCCAGCUGGGCCGGCCAGAGCGCUUUGACCAGCAGCUCAGAGGGCGUCAUGUUGUUACCUCACCACCACGCCCCCGCCCUGCCUCUGGGUCAGAGCUGCCUACCUGAGGAGAGCGCCUCUGCAUCACGUUCAAACGGCAGAAACAACAAUAAUAAUAACAACAACAACAACAACAACAACAGCCUUCACAACAAUUUCAUGGACUGUGUCAUCGAUUCAUUUCUCAACCAAUCAAUGAGCCCGGAGCACUCUGACAACGACAGUUUACGGAUGAGUUCGCCCGUGGACACCAAGCCUGUGAUCCACCACACCAUCAGCCCCCACACACAGAAUGAAAUGUUCAGAACUCCAAACAUCCGUCGCUCCAUCCUGGAGUCCUCCCCCUGUACGCCCACGCCUUUCAGGUCAGCCCUGGCCAUGCAGGAGGCCAAGUAUGGCCCCGUCAAACUACUGAACUCCCCUUCGGAGCAGCUGAUGAUAGAUUCCAUCAAGCAGGAGCCCAUGGAGUGUGCCAUCGACCAGCCUCCUCUGAAGAAGAUAAAACAAGAGGUGGAGUCCCCGUGUGAGAGGAGCCCGUGUAUGCAGUGGGAAGGACAAGAGCUCCACACACAGCUCUUCUCCCCAAGCGGCCCCGCACAGGAAGUACCUGACCUACUCACCAGCUCAAUGUUGAGUGACGAUGGACACAAAGCCUACCACCACCCUCGCAGAGGCAUGGGCAGCCCACUACAGCAGCUCAGUCCCUGGGAACAGGUGACUUGUGGGAAAACCGAGGAGCACGUCCUGGCCUCGGAGCAGAGCCACAAGUACAUCAACACUUACCCCACGAGGACACUGGUCAUGUAAAGAGACACUUGUUGAAGUGAAAGAUCAGCAGUCCCUGCGCUGGACGCAGCGCGGCGGAUUACAUUUUUGUUGUGGUACAACAGUUGGGAGAGGCUCUUUGCCAUUGGUGUUUUUACACUCACACUUGUUGGAUUUCAACCAACCAAAGACUAACCUUUUUUUUUAAUCUUUUAUACAGAAUUUGCUCUGGGUUUUAUUGUACGUCCUUACUCUUGGUCUUGUCAUUUUUUUUUUAAUGUUGUAUUAUAAAUGGGAAACGGUGGCUAUAUCAUUUUCAAUGGGCUGUAUUAUUAAUUCUGAAUUGUAAUAUUAAUAUAAAGAACAAGUUGAUUAA